AUGACCCGUUACUACUUCGGCACAGGUGAGGAGGGCCUGGGCUACUACCGGGACCUGAGGCAGCGGAGGCCAGACAGACCGGUCAAGCCCCCGGAGCCGGUUCCUCCGGCGGGGCCGCUGGUAGAGGAGGUGGAGCCUCGCUAUGCCGAGCUCCCGGCCUAUGCCGCGCGAUAUUUGGAGGAGCCGUGGAACUCCCUCGUUCGGACUUGA
This is a messenger RNA of Effrenium voratum, 210 nucleotides long. The record is from the annotation of a GenBank genome assembly. NCBI's taxonomy places the organism in Eukaryota, Dinophyceae, Suessiales, Symbiodiniaceae.